Messenger RNA from Thunnus maccoyii (southern bluefin tuna), 7781 nucleotides. It is a transcript of the gene n4bp2, whose product is annotated as NEDD4 binding protein 2. The record is from RefSeq and is a predicted model, not a curated record. The transcript is spliced from 16 exons. Gene Ontology annotation, molecular function: ubiquitin binding. Bases 977 to 6424 code for a protein of 1815 amino acids. NCBI's taxonomy places the organism in Eukaryota, Metazoa, Chordata, Actinopteri, Scombriformes, Scombridae.
GUAAAAGUACAUAUAAUAACAUUAGGGAUGAGGGAUCAGACACUAAUACUGUACAGUAUCAUAUGAAAUGAUGUUCAGCUGAUUGUGUGCAUUGGUAAUAAUGAGUUACCUGACCUGCAAAAGGGUCCAAGUUCCAAAAUUAUCUCAGGUACAGACUCAAAAAAAAGUAUGUAAUGGUAAAUGCCCAUGUAUUAAAUGUGCAUGUGCCUGUCUUAUACAAGAAAAUGAAUUAAUUCACCAAAAGCAUUUGAUAACUCAAAAUCUCACAAUGUUCUUGCAACUAAUGCAAUAUCUGUGAUAAGAAUAAAAAAAUAUAUAGCUUCCAGAUUGAAUUUCAAUUAAUUCCAUAAACUUAUAUCAUGUACAUGAAAAAUUGCCUCUCUGUAGCUAUUAUUCAUGGCGUUGCAUUGUAUUACAAGCUUAUUUAUGCUUGCUAUACGUAAUAGGCUAAAACAAAACAUGUGCUUACAUCUCGUAAACAUACAUUCUAAUGUUUGAAAGUCACAUUUUAUCCACACCACUACAGCGUCAUGGUUUCCGGUAUCGACGGAGCGAAUUUCUUUUCUUAGGAUGGCGAAGUCACGACCCGCCCUACUCUGCCUCUGAUUGGCUAAUACUCGUUGCCUUCGCUGGUUGGAUUGGUUAGUUUUGUGCAUGAGGAGUAAGAUUGGUUAGAGUUGGGGGGGCAAUAAGCCAAUUAGAGGCAGAAUAAGGUGGGCCAUGACUUUUCUAUCCUAGGAAAAAAAAAUCACCUGGCGAACUUGGCCGAGUUCGCAUUUUCUGAUUAUUUUCCGCCACUUGGAGUGCUGUUAGAUAUGUUAACCUUGAGUAGUUGCACUUUGGUAUUUCUACCCGAUACAGUAGCAUGUUUUCAGCUCCGGACCGCUCGUAUGUAGUUAGCUUAGCUCUCCAGCUACUUAGCUAGCUCUGUGUAGCCGCUAAUGAGAGCAACCGGCGGCUUCGUCUCGGUAACAGAAUGCCUCGGAGGAAGAAGAACGGCCAGAGCCCGGCCAGAGUCCCAGGCGGGCCGCAAGAGGAGGGGGGAAGUCUCGGCCACAACGCGGGUUACCGACCACCUCAGGGUUAUGACAGCUUUCCAUCCAGCAGCUCGCUCUCCAGCUCCGACAAGGAGAAAAUCGUCAGAAGCAUGCAGGAGAUGUUCUCACACUUGGACCCCGAAGUUAUUUACAUCGUGCUCUCCGAGUGUGAUUUCAAAGUUGAAAAUGCAAUGGACUCCCUCUUGGAGCUGUCUGUGGCUGCUGAAGUUGCAGCCCCCAUUCCUUCCCCGGUCUCUGGCUUUGAGCGCACUGCUGCAGCCCUGCUCAGUCCCCGCCACUUUUCUGAACCUAGACCAGACCCGGACUCCUCCAAACCAUCACAGCGACCCUUCUCUCCUGCCUCUACCAACCUCAUGACAGAAGAGCUUGACCUGCUAGUCGAUCAGGAGCUAGAGACACUGACAGCACAACAAGACACUAAGGAAGAGUACCCCAGCAGCCAGAGUUUGUCUGCUGGUAUGUCCCUGUCCUCUUUCCCUCCACCACCAUUUCCACAGCAGGUCCUCCCUGAGCUGCUUCAGUCCAGCCUGGAACCUGGAUCUAGAGGGCCCUCUGCUGAGGAGCCAUGCACCAUGGAGUAUAUGUCUGGAGCUUCAUCUCCACUCGACCAGCUCAGCACUUGGGAAGACGAGACCACUGAGGGUCAGCACUCGGUGGUGGAUUACACACAUCUGAUGACAGAAACACCUGCAGACAAGCCAAAACCUCCUUUGGACCUGGUAGCUUCAGGACGUCCCUCUGCAUUCCAGGUGUAUAAAAAGCAAGACCCGUCACACACACUUUCUGACAAGGCUGGGGUCUUGCCCUCUGAAGCUGUAGUAGGAGGAGCACGAUCUAAGGUGAAUGUGUUGAAUCCGGAGCCACUUGGCUACACGUCUUCGCCCUGGAACCUUGAUUCACCAGUGUUUUCUCCUCGCGUCCAUGCGAACCAGGGACCGUACUUCAUCACGCCUGUGGUGCAAACGCCUUCAAACUGGCCCAGCCAACCCAGGCAUCCCUCUCCCUGGCUAAAUCAGGGCCCAGUAAGGCAAGCACCUCUUAAACCUUCUGCUACUAUUCCUAAAUCCUGGGCCCUGCCUGCUGCUCCGCAACAUCCUGUCCGCCACAGUAGGCUUCGUUUGGAAGGGAAGGUACUCGUGCUGAUACGUGGUGCUCCAGGAUCUGGCAAGUCAACGUUGGCUAGAGCUUUGCGAGAUCAUAACCCAGGUGGAGUCGUACUGAGCACUGACGACUAUUUUACUCACCAUGGACAGUAUCAGUUUGACCCCAAUGCUCUCGGGGAGGCUCAUGAGUGGAACCAUAAACGAGCCAAGGAGGCUUUUGAGAGGGGUGCUAACCCCAUCAUCAUUGACAAUACCAACCUGCAAUGCUGGGAGAUGAAACCAUAUGUGGUGCAGGCACUGAAACAUGAUUAUAAGGUGCUGUUUCGAGAGCCGGACACUUGGUGGAAGAACAAGCCCAGAGAACUGGAGAGACGCACCACACAUAGCGUGCCAGUGGAAACAAUUCGACGCAUGCUGAAUAGAUACGAGCGCUUUGUCACGGUCCAGUCCAUUAUCGGUUCACAGAUGCCUGAGUUGAAGCAGCGCAUCCUCUUUGAAAACAGAAGCUUACAGCCUGUGACUUCCGAAACACCUUGUCCUGACCUUGUCGGGCAGCCUGCAUUGACGGAGCAAUGUAAGAAGUCCCACCCUCAGCUAUUUUCCUCCCUUCCUGACGUGUCAUCUAUUGGUCAUUCUGGUGAGGUUGGAAUGCUGGAAGACAAAUCCACUGAAUCGCUAAAUUUCCAACCAACUGGAAGACCUAUGGAAAGUGCCAAAGUUUACGACGGGGAUGACAUGGAUUUGGGUGCAUUAGACUCUGAGUUGGAUGCCCAGUUAACUCUAAAUAAUCCAAGAGGAGAUCAGAGGAUCCCUGACUGUAUUGUAGAAUCAGUGAUGAAUGAAGAUCACCGUGGGGAUGAAAGGCCGGUGGCUUUCUCUGAGUCUAUUGGACAACGGGUGCGGAGGGAAAGGCCAAGCAGGAGGUCAGAUUUUGACAGGACGAAGCCUACAGAUCUGGUGAAAGAUACUAACCAAUCAGACAGCGAGGCGAAGGAGAAAGAAAAGAUGAGGGAACAGGAAACAGGAGGGGUUGAGAUCAGGAGGGACGAGGAGAAGGGAACGCCUAAGAUGUUGGAUUUUGUAGGGGAUUGGCCUUCUGAAGGGUCUCUCGAGCAGCGACAGGUGAGGAGAAGAGAAAGGCAUAAAGAGGGAAAGGAAAAUGGAGGUGUGUCUGAAGAAGCUAAUCAAAACACAAUGAAAGUGCAGUCUGGACCUGAUGUAAAAGAGUUCCAAAAGCUUCUUGAUCUUAUUCAGACAGGGGGAGCUGCUCUGCAGACUGGUUCCUCUCGUUCGUCCUCACUUUCCUCAAGCUCUGGCAGGGAAUUGGAAAGAGAGGUGGAGGCAGGUGGCGGGAGAUCUAACAGUGAAGAGAGAGAGCAAAGCAUGAACAGAGUUAACAGCAGUAGAGCUGAAUUACCAGAUUGUGUGUUAGACUGGAAGGCAGCUGACUCUUGUGUGGUCAGGGAAUCGAGAAUUGAUGGAUGGGAGGGACUUAAAAUUGAAGAGGAAGCAAGUAAAACAGGGUCUGUGGAUUUGAAAUCAACCACCAACACUGCUACUGAUUCACUAGUUAUCUCUGAAACUACGGAGGCAAAAGUGUACCACAAUAGAGGAAGCCACAGUGUUGAAGGUGGGGUUGGUACAGAGCCUAGUGCUGCUGGUCAUUCUGAUAUGGAUGCAAAUAUUUGCACAGACAAUGGAGGAGUGACUGGAGUAGAGCUUGAUAGCAGCCAUAUCGGCGAGGUGUGUCAGAGUCCUGUGUGUGAGGGCUCUGUGGAAGCAGAAAGUGGUGCUUUCAGUGGAGACAGUCAGGAGCGAAAGCAGCGUCAGGGUCGCAGAUCAGGGAAACAGUGCAAACUAGCCCUCACCUUCACUCAAAACUGUCCUGCGUCUUCACUGACAGCUCUCGAAUGUCCCGAUACCACAGCGCAAAAUGUAAACGGUAGUCAGAAUAGCUUUAACACAGAAAUCGAGCCUAACACCAGCCUUAAUCUUAAACCAAACAUUGACUUGUUCACCGCGUCCAAAUCUGAGGCACAUCUGCAACCCCCAUCCCCUCCUCCUCAGGUAGACACGGGCUGCCCCACCCAGACAGAACCUCAAGACUUUGCCCUUCUUUGGCGUCUCAAUCAUCAAGACAGCCGUGAAGAUGCAGCCGUCACUGUGUGCAGCUACUCCAGCGACAUCACAGUCCUGUCAGGCGACUCUUCUCGCUUUGUGCCAGAGCUGUCCUCUGUCGUUUCUGCAGCGGUUGCAGUUCACCCAUCCAGCCACAAAGAGGUACCCUACCGUGUGGUGCAUGAGAAAGGCACACAGGUGGAGGAGAGAGAAUUUGGGGCAACUCAAGACCGGCUUGAGAGCCUACACAUUCUCAGCAGUCAUUUUAAACUAGUUAGUUUUGAUACAUUAGAAGACCUGUAUGACAAAUGCCACCACAACCUAGAAUGGACCACAAAUUUGCUGCUGGACUCUGGAGAGAGGUUCUUCAGAGAUGAAGAGGUGAGGGAGGAGGAGGAAGGUGCUAGGGGUGAAGAUGAUCAGAACACAUCCAAUCUUUGUGGAGCUUUAGGAAAUGUAGGAGAAACCAAGUUAUCUUCUAACAUAUUAGAUGAGCUUCUCUCUGAAGGUUUGCCAAAUGCAACUGUGGUUGUGGAGGCGACUCAGCAGUCAGCCUGUGAGACAGCUAGUGAGUCCAGUGAGAGUUCUGAUAAUACUGGCUUGUUAAGUGUUGGAGCUUCUCCAGUCAGAAACAAAAAUCAUCCUGAUACACCAUCACACUCAGUAAAACCUUCUCAAACAGAAGAUAAUUUGCUUUUAUCAGAAAAUAAAGUGACAUCAGGACGUGACUUAGAGGGCGGGGCUUGGGGUGGGAGCAUAGAUGACGGAGUAAUAAUUGAAGAGUCAAGAGUCGAGAUGGAGGACGAGAUGGCUAGCAUGGACGAGGUUCACCGGCUGCUGCAGGCUGAGCUAGAUGAAAUUGAGAUAGAGGAGAAACAGAGGAAGGAGGAGAGGAAUGAAAGGAGGCAUGUGGAGGAGAGAAGGAGCCGACACCUGGACAUUCAGAGUGUGGAGCUGAAACUACCCACUGAACUGGCAUUACAACUAACUGAACUAUUUGGACCUGUGGGAGUAGAUCCAGGUACAUGCUCCUCUGAUGACUAUGCAGUGCAGAUGGACCUGAACCUGGCUAAACUGCUCCACCAGAAGUGGAAGGAAACCAUCCAGGAAAGGCAGAGACAAGCAACUCUUUCCUUUCACCUGCUUCAGGAAAGUUCAGUGCACUGGGGUGAAUCACAGGUGGCCAAACCUGGCACAAGAGAUCGGACGCAGGCAUCACGUUUCCUAAUUAGCACAGAUGGUUACACAUCACAGGACAGCCAACCAGAGUCCCAUGGUGGGAUGCCAUUCAUGGACCACUGGAACGUUUCCCGCCCACAUGUGUCUCUACGGGACAUUAUAAAAGAGGAGCAGGCUUUGCAGGAGAAUGUGGAGAAGACCAGACAAAAUCGUGCAGACCUUGACAAGCGUGAUGGAGCCACCCUGUUAAAAGAAAACCAACUGUACUCCUUCUUCCCCACCAUUGACAGGCAUUUCCUCCAGGACAUCUUCAGAGACCACAAUUACAGUCUGACCCAAACAAAGCUGUUUCUUCACUCUCUACUGGAUGAGGAGCCUGUCAAGACUGUCGUCGCUCCAGAAGCGCCUCGGUCUGACCACCACAGAGCAGCCAGCAAGGAGAGGGAAAAGAGGCAGAAGCCCCUGGAGUCAACCGUGCUUGAAUACCAGGAUACAGAAGAUCCCGAGUACGACGACUUCAGGGCCGAGGCCAGCCUGCAGAGGAGCCGGCAGCUCGAAAGUUUUAACAAAGCUGCCAAGGCUUACAAGCAAGGACACAAAGAAGUGGCAUCCUUUUAUGCACAGCAGGGACACCUGCAUGGCCAGCGGAUGCGUGAGGCCAAUCACCGUGCAGCAGUUCAGAUCUUUCAGAGGGUCAACUCAUCUUUGCUGCCCAGGAACAUCCUGGACCUCCAUGGGCUGCAUGUAGACGAGGCCCUGGAGCAUCUGGCCCAGGUCUUACAUGACAAAACCACAGAUUGUGAGCAGGGUCUGUGUCGACCUCAGCUCUCUGUCAUCACAGGAAGAGGGAACCACAGCCAGGGGGGCGUGGCCCGCAUCCGCCCCGCCGUUAUAGACUACCUCACCAACAGACACUACAGGUUCACUGAGCCAAAGCAAGGUCUCGUGUUGGUCUCUUUGAAGUGAAAAGGUUUAUAGGAUUCAAGCUAAAGCUGCUACGGAGGACAAUACUCACUCACACUCUGUACUUUCUCACUUCUAUAACUCCACGUGUACAAUAAUCACAUACAGUAUGAUACACUCAGCCUCCACCUUUCUUACUUCUGUCAGUUCAGUCACUACUUUUUCGCUUCUACUCAUCCCCUCACUCACUCUCUCUCUCUCUCUCCCCCCCCUUUCUCCAUCACUCAUAUACAGUACCAGUCAAAAGUUUGGACACACCUUCCCAUUCACUUGAAUGACAAAGUGUGUCCAAACUUUUGACUGGUACUGUAGCUACCAAAAACUGUAAUCAAGUCUUAAUCUUGGUUACUAUUAAUUAAGAUCUUAAUCCUUACUCAGAUCUUCAUCAGAGUAUUUUUUUGUUUUGUAUUUAGAAAAGAUAACUACGUUGGUGCGAAACACAAGUAAGGUCUUUUUAUGCAGCUGUAAAGCCAGAAUGUUUGUAUAUUUUAUAUUUAAAAAUGUUUUAUAGUGUGGUGUGGUGUUUUUUUUUUCCUUAACAUUUGCCUUCAUGCCUUUUAAAGAGUAUAAAAAAGCCUGUGUUUAGAAGGCUCCAUGUUGAUUGAAGUGUUAUUUAAUCUUUCUAACAUUUAUUAAUACAGAUUAAUGUUUGAGACGUAAUGUAAGUAUUUUAUGCAUCUUUAUCUGAAUCAUGAUUGUGCGCUGUCUGCAUGGAGGUUGUUCUCUGUAGGAUUUUCAGUAAUACAACAUCAGAUCAGUUUUUGAGACAAUGUGAGAAUUUUGUUUGAUGUUAAUUCUACAUCUAAUCAGGUGUUGUUGUCAAAUGCUUUGAAGGAAGAGAGUUUUUUUUGCUCUGGUGAUGAUCAAAGGUCAUUAAAUAGUUUGAACAAUCUCCAUUGUGAGUUCUGCAGCAGUUCCUCUCCUUUGUCUUAGCAGCUGCCUCAGCAACAUACUGCAACUGUUUUAUUUUAGUUUCAGGCCAAGCCAAGCUUAGCUGCUAAUAUAUUGAUAUCAAGACUCAGGUAACAAUUAAACAAGUUUUCGAGGCCAGUUGAUAGUUUCCAACCUGUUCCUGGUAGCUUUUUUUAAAAUCCAUUGUACCAAACUUUGUAGCAGUUGUAUUCCUCAGGUGGCUACACAAGUUUUGUAGGUUUAAAGUUGCCUCUUAUUUUUUACCUGUGUGAUUAUUUUUCACAGAGCUGCGACGACAAUGUUGACAGAUUUUACUUAUUGUACAUAAUGUUGUGAACAAAUGAAUUAUAAAGAAAAAAAUGUAUUUUUUUAUUCAUUUGUUCUCAUGGUUUUACAGAGAAAGUGUUAUUGUGGAAUAAAAUCCUGUUUGUUUACAGUUCAUGACUCA